Molecule: messenger RNA, 2752 nt
Organism: Lepisosteus oculatus (spotted gar)
Lineage: Eukaryota; Metazoa; Chordata; Actinopteri; Semionotiformes; Lepisosteidae
Gene: ints9
Product: integrator complex subunit 9
Biological process (GO): snRNA 3'-end processing
Cellular component (GO): integrator complex
Source: RefSeq, a predicted model, not a curated record
GUGAACUAUCAACUUUGACUCUUGAAAUCCAAAAGAUUUGGCGUGGGGAUUGUAAAUAUAUACUGUACAUCUAGGUCAUCUGACAUAACAAUUCAGGAUGAAACUAUACUGCUUGUCUGGUCAUCCAACCUUGCCCUGCAAUGUCCUCAAAUUCAAAUCUACAACCAUCAUGCUGGACUGUGGGCUUGACAUGACAUCAGCGCUGCACUUCCUGCCUUUGCCUCUAGUACAUAGUCAAAGACUGUCCAGGCUGCCUGGCUGGGUGUCGAAGGAUGGGAACACUCUGUUGGAAAAGGAGCUGAAGGAAUGUGCAGGCAGAGUGUUUGUGGACUCUCUUCCAGAAUUCUGCCUCCCUGAGAAAGAGUUGCUGGACCUAUCUACUAUUGAUGUGAUCCUUAUCUCCAAUUACCAUUGCAUGAUGGCUCUUCCGUAUAUCACUGAGCACACUGGAUUCACCGGCAUGGUCUAUGCCACAGAGCCCACAUUCCAGAUAGGCAGACUGCUCAUGGAAGAGCUGGUGACAUUCAUGGAGAGGGUUCCUAAGGCCCACUGUGCCACCUGCUGGAAAAACAAGGAAAUACAGAGGAUGCUCCCAGCUCCAUUGAAGGAUGCAUUGGAAGUGUGGACCUGGAAGCGAUGUUAUAGCAUGCAGGAAGUGAACUCUGCCCUAAGCAAAGUCCAGCUUGUUGGAUACUCUCAGAAAAUCGAGCUAUUUGGUGCCGUGCAAAUCACCCCUCUGAGUUCUGGGUAUGCAUUGGGUAGUUCCAAUUGGAUCAUCCAGUCACAUUAUGAGAAAGUGUCCUAUGUGUCUGGAUCUUCACUGCUCACCACACACCCACAGCCAAUGGAUCAGAGCUCUCUGAAGAACAGCGAUGUGCUGAUUCUAACUGGCCUGACACAGAUCCCCACUGCCAACCCCGAUGGCAUGCUAGGGGAGUUCUGCAGCAACCUGGCAAUGACUAUCCGUGCUGGAGGUAAUGUGCUGGUGCCCUGCUACUCCUCUGGAGUGAUCUAUGACCUGCUGGAGUGUCUUUACCAGUUCAUCGACUCGGCAAACCUCAGCUCCACACCCUUCUACUUCAUCUCCCCUGUGGCUAACAGCUCCCUGGAGUUCUCUCAGAUCUUCGCUGAAUGGCUCUGUCACAACAAACAAUCUAAGGUCUACCUCCCUGAGCCCCCCUUCCCCCAUGCAGAGCUUAUCCAGACUAACAAGCUCAAACACUAUCCCAGCAUUCAUGGAGACUUCAGCAAUGACUUUAGGCAGCCCUGUGUGGUCUUCACGGGCCACCCCUCACUGCGUUUCGGGGAUGUGGUGCAUUUCAUGGAGCUGUGGGGAAAGUCCAGCCUAAACACCAUCAUCUUCACUGAGCCUGACUUUUCUUAUUUGGAUGCUCUGGCUCCAUACCAACCUCUCGCCAUGAAGUGUGUUUACUGUCCCAUCGACACCAGACUGAACUUCAUCCAGGUCUCCAAACUGCUCAAGGAAGUUCAGCCCCUCCAUGUUGUGUGUCCAGAACAGUACACCCAGCCCCCUCCGACCCAGUCUCACCGCUCAGACCUGAUGCUGGACUGCCAGCCACCCCCCAUGCCAUACCACCGCUGUUCUGUGCUCAGCCUACCCUUCCGGAGACGCUAUGAGCGCAUUGAGCUGCUGCCUGAGCUCGCAAAAUCACUGGUGCCCUCUGAGAUUAAAUCUGGCAUCUCCGUGGCAACGGUCUCCGCUGUGCUGCAGUCCAAGGACAACAAGCACGUAUUACAGCCUCCCCCCAAGCCAGCUCCAGCUCCCCCAUCUAAGAAGAGGAAGCGUGUUGUAGAGGAAGCACCUGAACUCCGAGCACCAAAGCCCCUUCUGAGUGGUUCAGUGCCUCUCGAGCAAUUCCUUGCCACUCUGCAGAAGCAUGGCAUCACAGAAGUGAAAGUGGAGGACACACCAGAUGGACACAUCCUUCACCUGCAGGAUGAAGACACGCUCAUUCAGCUGGAGGAGGACUCUACGCAUAUCGUCUGUGACAACAACGAGAGUCUGCGAGCCACACUGAGAGACCUGGUGCUGCGCUUUCUGCAGAAACUCUGAGGCUGCUGUCAUUUCAGCGCUUCUCCAUGCCUCGUACCCAUUGACCAAGCAUCUUGACAGUUCACUUGUUUAGUCCUGCUCAGCAAACAAUUGUCACCGCAGCUGCCAUUUUUCAAACAUUGUUUGGCUGAAAACCUGACUGGCAAUUUUUACAACAAACAGGAAAACCUUUUACUUUUAGUGGCAGUUGGGAUAAAAUCCCCACAUGUCGUAAACAGCUAUUUUGUACUGUAUUUGUAUAAACUGUUUUAGUGUCUUCCAUGGACUUCAAGAGCACAAAGAAAAAAAGUAAAGGAAGACAUUUUUGUUUCAGUUCAGAACCUUCUAUUUGAACUUAUUGCAACGUGGGAAUGGUAACCAUCAAGUCAUACCUCCUUAUUUUAUGUGUUUAUCACCUUAAGUUAUCACUUCUUAAGCCAUUUGAGGGAACAACACAUAACAUUGUUAAUAUUAAGAGCCAUGUAUGUAUGGAUUUUUUUAAAGCACAUGUUUUACAUGCUGUUUUUAAAUAAAAUAAUUCUGUUUCUCUUUAAAGUCAAAUAUCCCACAAUGCUAACAAAACCCCAACAACAACAACAGACCAAAAUAUGAGAUUGGGCCCAUUGGGUAGAUGAUGUAGAUAUUCUGUGUAGCCUUUUACUAUUAAAAAUCGUUUGACAAAGCUCUGUCAGGAUAAUU